Molecule: messenger RNA, 924 nt
Organism: Lathyrus oleraceus (garden pea)
Lineage: Eukaryota; Viridiplantae; Streptophyta; Magnoliopsida; Fabales; Fabaceae
Exons: 3
Coding region: 1-924 (307 amino acids)
Molecular function (GO): zinc ion binding; nucleic acid binding
Source: RefSeq, a predicted model, not a curated record
AUGAUAGUUGUUGAUUUUGCUGCAAAGUUUGAAGAGUUGUCUAGGUUUUUCCCGCAUUACAAUGGGGUAGGAGUUGGAGUGUACAAUGAAGAUACUCGUGCUAGAUCUGCUCCCUAUAAGAGUGUUAGUGAGAAGAAAAAUGGAAAUCAAAAUCGUGGAAAACCUUAUGGGGCUCCAGCUGAUAAAGGGAAGUGGAAGGCUUUAUAUGGGAAUGAGACAAAUGAAGGAGACACACCUGCUUCUAUUAGAUGUUUCAGAUGUGGAGGAAUAGGUCAUCAUGCUAGUAAAUACACGAGUUAUAGUCAUAAAUGUUUCAAGUGCGGAAAAACAGGACACCACAUUGCGGAUUGCAAGAGUACGUGUUUUAUUAAUGGUGUUUCUCUGAUUUCUAUAAUUGACACGGGUGCAACACAUUCAUUCAUAUUUCUCGAUUGUUCAACAAGGUUGAGUUUUGAAGUGUCUUAUAUGGUUAGGAGUAUGGUUGUUGAUACCCCAACUAAUGGUUUGGUGACUACUUCAUGGGUUUGUUUGAAUUUCCCUUUGAGUAUCUAUGGUAAGGACUUUGUUAUUGACUUAGUCUGCUUACUAUUAAGUCAGCUUCAUGUUAUCCUGGAAAUGAUCUGGUUGGAGUUCAACCACAUUCAUAUCUACUAUUUUGACAAGUCUAUGAUGUUUCCAAAGUUCAAGGUAGGUGAAGAUCAAAUGUUUAUGUAUGCUAAGCAAUUGAAGGAGUCUUUGAAGGAUGAUGCUUGCAUGUUUAUGAUGUCCACUUCUUUGAAGGCUGAAAGCAAAGUUGUGGUUUGUGACCUACCAGUUGUGUGUUAUUUUUCGGGGGUGUUCCCAUAUGAUAUUAGUGAUUUUCCUCCAGAGUAUGAGGUUGAGUUCUCUAUAGACUUAGUCACUGGUACUGGUCUUGUAAAUUGA